This is a messenger RNA of Mercenaria mercenaria, 1378 nucleotides long. RefSeq lists its product as uncharacterized. Bases 995 to 1309 code for a protein of 104 amino acids. NCBI's taxonomy places the organism in Eukaryota, Metazoa, Mollusca, Bivalvia, Venerida, Veneridae. The transcript is spliced from 4 exons. The record is from RefSeq and is a predicted model, not a curated record.
GAUAUUCCCAGCGCAGAGCUUUCGUCCCAUGGUUGUGCCGUAAACCGCAAAGACGAUGAUUUUUGUUAUCCUCUGAAGUCAGCUCAGGGAUGCAAUCACCUACCACCAUAGGGAGCCAACACGGAAUCAACGUAUUCACGGUUUAAAGGGACUGUAUUUUGAAUUUAGAAGCUAUGUUUUGUUUGUGCAACUUAAAGUUCACAAUUACAUUAAAGACCUGUGUCACGUCAGAUUAGAAUGGACUAUAAGAACUCUUGUAUCUAGAGAUACUGAACUUUUUUUCUCUUUCUUAUAAUCAGUUUUUUUUCCUUUUCAUAUCUAUUCAUUGUUAAUAAUCAUCUUAUGUAAAUAAAUUUGUAAAUAUUGUAAAGGGUGUUGAUUUGUUCUGAUGGUUACUGUCGCCGGUACGGCCUUUCCUGUCACACUGUGACUGGAGCAGUUAAUGCAAGGUAGCUUUCUGUUAUCGGACCUGUAAAUAGCAAGGUUGCUAGCUUUCUGUUACUGGAUUUGCUACUGGUAAGGUAGAUUUCUGUCACUCGACUUGUUUAUGGCAAGGUAACUUUUGUGAUUGGACCUGUAAAUGUCAAGGGAACUUUAUGUUACUGGACCUGUUAAUGGCAAGGUCAUUUUUUGAUAGUGGAACUGUUAGCAGCAAGGUAGCUUUCUGUAACUGGACCUGUCAAUGGCGUCUGACUGACUGCAAGAAGUCUUGAAGAUGUCCGUUUGUACGUGGUUUUACAUCACAGUUAGUCAACGAUGUCCAGCAAAGGUUCGUCUGCUUUUGCAAAAUACUGUUGUUAUGGAUAUAUAAACACAUGUUCUUACUGCAUUAUUUAUGUAUUUUCUUUCGUGAAACGAAUUCAUUAAUAUUUCUUUUUUUUUUUAUUUGAACAGGGAAUUGGAAGACUACAAAGUAGUUGUGGGAGAUGAGGAAGUUCGUCAUAUAUCCUACAUUCUAAAGAGUCCAGAAGGUGAUGGCGUCAUAACGGCAAGAAUGUCUAAGAAAGUGACUGUGGCUCAGCCUGAUAUUGCUACAGUUCCUAGAAUCGCCAGUGAGGCACAGGUAGUAAAAGCACGACAAAACAGUAGGGACAAUUAUGCCCACGGGAUAAACAGAAAAGGAAACGACCUUACGUUUAUGAUAAACGUUCUGCCAGACAAAAAAUGCGGGAAUGACUUUGAACGUGGUAUGCAUAUUUGCUUUUCAACGCUGUCCUCAGGCGGAAGUGUAUGCUCUCUGAUGCCUGGCUCACCAAUUAUUUCCUACUUAAGUGGGUCUUGGACACUGUUAGGAUUAGCUCCCUACUAAAAAAGCUGUGAUGAUGAAGAGACAAUAGCUUGGAAUGUCGCCAGUCACCGCCGAUGGAUCAACAAAAUA